AUGGAGAACGAAGAUUCCAAAUCCCAGAAGAAAGAUGUUUGCAUUCCCCCAAAGAGAGGUCAGAUCAAACGAAGGAUCUACUGGGUUACUCAGGUCUACCGUGACACAGUACUAGCCCCUAACUACGUGAGAGUGGAAAGAGCUAAGAUGGUUACACAUGACCAAUCAACUAUUGCAAGUGCCUACGGAAACCAGCUUCGUUCGCCGACUUCGACUCCAUCCUCUGCUUGUCCUUCCCAUUCUUCCACCUCUUUCCCGAAGCAAACCCUAGAUUUCCCGAUUCGAAGCCCCAAAUUGUCCCACAAAGCCAACUUCCUUCCCCCUAUUUGUGCCGUUGCCGUACCAGAGAAAGUAGAGAAGAUUGGAAACGAGCUCAAAAACCUAACCCUAGAAGAAGCUCGCAGCCUCGUUGACUGGUUACAGGAAGAGCUCGGUGUCUCCGCUGCUGCCUUCGCACCGGCGGCUGUUGCCGUAGCGCCUGGUGCCGUUGCCGAUGCGGGACCAGCCGUCGUUGAGGAGCAAACGGAGUUCGAUGUUCUUAUCGAGGAAGUGCCGAGUAACGCGAGGAUUGCAACGAUUAAGGCCGUGAGAGCACUUACGAAUCUGGCGUUGAAGGAAGCGAAGGAGUUGAUUGAAGGAUUACCGAAGAAAUUCAAGGAGGGAACCUCAGAGGAAGGGGGGUGUCGAUCUUCGAAUGAACAUGAUAAAUUUUCAUAGAUUUUUAAGUUGGUGUGUCGGUCGAUCGUGGAAUUGUGCCCCUUUUUUGUUUCGAGAAACAAGCGAAACAAGUAAAACUUGUUUCGUCAUUCAUGUUUCUUG
Molecule: messenger RNA, 819 nt
Organism: Macadamia integrifolia
Lineage: Eukaryota; Viridiplantae; Streptophyta; Magnoliopsida; Proteales; Proteaceae
Product: 50S ribosomal protein L12, chloroplastic-like
Exons: 2
Coding region: 1-717 (238 amino acids)
Biological process (GO): translation
Cellular component (GO): ribosome
Molecular function (GO): structural constituent of ribosome
Source: RefSeq, a predicted model, not a curated record